This is a messenger RNA of Tilletiopsis washingtonensis, 4104 nucleotides long. RefSeq lists its product as hypothetical. The transcript has 3 exons. Gene Ontology annotation, molecular function: protein heterodimerization activity. The record is from RefSeq and is a predicted model, not a curated record. NCBI's taxonomy places the organism in Eukaryota, Fungi, Basidiomycota, Exobasidiomycetes, Entylomatales. The coding region runs from base 425 to 4015 and encodes 1196 amino acids.
GCUCCUUCCUUUGUCACCCGAUCUCGCUCUCGCUCCUUGUGCGUGUGCAUGCUCCCUCGCAGCAGCAUCGCACUCCCAUCCCAUCCUGCAUCUGCACGCUCGGGCCUGUCCUCUUCUCACCUGCACCUCCCUCUCUCCCCACACCCGUGCCGCCGCUCCGCACCCCUGACGCAGGGCACUGCCGAGCGUCCUCAAGCUCCGCGCCUCGACUGCGCACCUGUCUACGCACUGCAGCUCAGCGACGCACCCUCGGGCACAGUCUAGUGCAGUCACUCGCCUCGAGCGCUGCCUGCCCGCUGCUCGCCGCCUCUCACGCGGCCCGAGCGCACCUGCGUGGCGCGCGUUGUGCGCACCAGCCAGCAGCAAGCUGGCUGUCGCAUCCUGCUCGUGGGCCGAUCCCGGCGCUUAGCGAGCAGCCGUCAUCAUGCUGACGCUGCCUGUCCUCCCGCCUGGCGUGCUGGCGGCGGACUCGCCGUCGUACAUCUCCGCACGGAGCGCCAAUUCGCUCAUCUCCUACUCGCGGCCGACGCGCAUCCAGGCCGUCACGCUGCACUACCUCAACCGGCUGCUCGAUGAGCUGCUGCUGCUGAUUCUGACGUCGGCGCGCUCGCUGGCGACCGACCGCAUCAAGACAGAUGGCGUGCUGCGCGUCCUGGGCUCGACGGGCUCGGGCGCUCUGCUCGCCAAGAACGCGGUGCUGGAGGCGGAGCUGGAGAUGCGCUCGUACGUGGACGGCAUGCGGAAGGAGGGCAACCGCGUGCCGCUGGGGCUCAGCGCGACGAGCCGGCUCGACGGCACUGAGGGCUUCCCGGUGAAGAGCGCGUACGAGGCGCUGCGCAUUCGCUGCCAGUACUACAGCACGCUCGGCUCGCUCGAGGACCCCUCGCCGCACACGCCCUCGGACACGACCAUCAUGUCCGCCGACGGUCGCCCGAUCGCCUCGAUCACGCCGCCAGUGUCCAUCUACGUGACUGCGCUGCUCGAGUUCGUGGCUGAGCACAUUCUCGGCAACGUUGGGCGCGUCAUCGAGCGCGACAACUCCGACGAGGCCAGUCUGACCGACCUGCGCAAGGCGCUGGAGGAGGACGAGAGCUGCUCGUCGUGGUGGGACCGCAUGGCGACGCGCACAGAGGUCGAGACGCGCGAGCGGGAGCUGUCCGACGGCAAGCGCGGCUCGGCGCGGCCCUGGAUGGUACCGGACGACAGCGAGCUCGACGAGGCGGCGGGCCGCAAGAAGUUCGCGCGGCAGAGCCUGAACAUGGGCGGCGGAGCAGCAGGUCCUGCUGUGCGCGGACUGCUGCAGCAGCAGGCCGCAGAGCGCAGCUACAGCGCGAGCGCGCAGGGCCACGGCGAGCGCGACGCAGGUGCGCAGAGCCCUGGCAGCACGAGCAUGACGCACACGACCUCGGCAUCAGCGACAGCCAGCUCCCUUGCAGGCGCCAGCGCGUCGACCGGCGAGACGUCUCGUGCCGGCGAGUUUGGCACGCUGACUCGGCGGCCGAGCAUGGACAAGGGCUGGGGCAUCCUCACCGGUCGUCGGCGCGGCAGCUUCCGGGGCAGCCAGGACCUGUCGUCGCAGCAGCCCAUCAUCAAGCAGCUCUCGCCCAACGAUGCGCGCCAAGCAGGUGACGAGGAGCCGGCCGACGAUGACUUCGAGGCUCUCAUGAUGAGCGGACAGACGAUGAAGGUCAGCCUGACGCCGAACCGACUGCGGACCAUCGAGGUCGCCAAGGAAGAGGAGGACGGCAAGCGCAGCACGCGUCGGAGACCAGGCACUCUGACAAUGCCUCUACGCGAUGGAGGCGAGCUGGGUGUGCCGUCGUCGAGCGGCUCGCGAGGUGCGAUCUCGCCGGCGCCAACGAUGGUCUCGCGCAUCAGCCAGCAGAGCUCGACGCCGAGCGUCAUCGAGGAGAAGGGUCCGUACGCUGUGCCUUCCCCGCCUGCCAGUGGUGGCGUCGCGCGUGCCACUCGCAGUGGCUCUACUUCGACGAGCUCUCUCCGCGGCGCAUCAAACGGCGGCCUCCGCUAUCCUAGCGGCGGCAAGGCUUCCAGCCAGCCGCCGUCGGCGUAUCGGGGCCCCGCAGACAUGACACGGUCUCUCGACUCGGGCUCACGCGGCAGCGGCAGCGUUGGCGAGGAUGUCGACGACGAGGAGCUUGACCGGCCGGCCAGCGGCAGCACUUCGCGUCUGCAACCUCGCGACGAGUCACAGACGUCCUCGAUCAAGGGUAUCAAGGAAGUCGUCAGCCUGCUCCAGACGACGCCGCCCAGCCCCGUCUCGCCCCCGCAGUUCGACUCCAUCAGCAGUGGGCGCGAGAGCCGACAGAGCGACAUCAGCCAGCAGGGUGGCACAGAGGGCCGCAAGAGCGCGCUCGGCGGCAGACUGCGAUCCGUCUUCGCCAAGCGCAGCAGCGUCAGCGGCACGUUCGCAGCUCCGCAGCCGCGGCGGGUUGGCUCCAGCGCUAGUGCGCGCAGCGGCCCAUUCGGCUUUACACAUACGAACGGCAGCGAGGACAAUGUCGCGAGCUCGACGGGCCACUCGAGCAGCUCACAGCAAACAGCUGCUGCUGCUGCUCUCGCGCGUGCGAAUCGAAAUGGCGCGCCGCAGACCCCGCCCAGUGCGCUGCUGUCUGACGGCGAAGCCACGCUGCUCGAAGAUCCCGAGAUCGAAGCACUGGCGCCUGUCAUUCCCAUCGAGAAGGACCUCACGCCGCAGGCCAAAGAGGCGCCGCUUCCGCCACUCCCUGAUCUGCCGCAGCAGGACGUCGCUGAGGCGCCGGCAUCAGGCCUCGUCGGCCUGUACGAAGAGCCACUGCGGCGCACGCCCACGCCGCCAUCACCUGCGCCGGAUCCGAACAACCCGCGCACCGAGCCGCCGAGCCGCAAGGUGCCAUGGAGCUACUCGCGGAACUCGACGAGCAGCGCAGCGGCGAUCGGCGCUUCCAUCCGGAGACCCGGCAGCUCCGCCGCCGUCGAGCGCAACGCCGCCGCCGCGGCAGCUAUGGCCGGCAGUAUGGACGGACACUCGAGCUCCGGACAGCAUCACGCGCCUAGCGCAUGGAACGCGCAGCACAUCAGCGAGGAUGCCUCGGGCGUCAACACGCCGACGCCCAGCCACGGAGCGAUGGGCAGCAUCACUGGCGGUGCCCUGUCUGGCGACUCUGCACGCAGUUCCUUUGGCGCGCCGCGCAUGUCCGCCUCUGGUGGCCGAAGCGAAUUGACGCGCGCCCUGUCCGACCUCGACUUGCGCAUGCGCGAGUGCACCAGCGUCGAGGAGUGCCGCCUGCUGGUGGCCCAAGCGCUGGCCGUCUCCGCUGCGGCAUCAGUGCACCCCAGCAGCGGCGGCUUCCGCGCGCGGCCGGGCGCCUCUACGCCAGGUGCCUUCGUCGGCGAUAUUCCCGACGAGGGCUCAAGCUCGGCGUCUGUGCCGCUGCAUACGAUCGGCUCGCGGCCGGCGACCGGCAAGGACUCGCUCGCGGGCGCCGCUGCUGCUCAGACCUCGCCAGCUCCGAUCAGCGAGGCUCGCCCGCAGCCCCUGCUGGCGAUGGCGGCGGACCACGACGUGUUCUCUGACGAGACGUCCACAACGUACAAGCAGUCCGGCGUGCUCGCCGCCUGGCUUCUCGACGGCGAGGCCGGCCCCGUUGCCGAAGCGCAGCCGGUCCGAGUGCAGCCGGCUGACGAGGCGGUCGGCGCAAUGAGCUCGAUGCCGUCGGACAGCACGCUCGGCGAGGAUCGUGAGGAGGACUACGAGACGGCCUACGAGCGCGACGCAGGCCUCUCGCCCGUCAAGCCGCGCUACCUGCCGCGCACGUCGCUGGGCAGCAGCACCUCGGACCAGAGCCUCGCCAACCUCUCGCUGCCCGCCGCGCCGUCCGACUCCGAGGCGACCUUCUCGCAAUCGCGCGCGUCUGACCGCUCGCUCAAUCGCCGCAUCAGCAACGUGCCCUCGCUGCAGUCGCAGCAGUCGUUCCGCGACGCGCAGGAGGAGCUCGAGGCCGAGAUGGCUGCCUGAGCUCGUUCCCGCUAUCUACUGCCACCUGGCUGCUACCUCACUGCUGUACCUGCUACCUGCCGCGAUGCCUAUCUAUACCUCGUCUCCAG